Molecule: messenger RNA, 6837 nt
Organism: Arvicola amphibius (Eurasian water vole)
Lineage: Eukaryota; Metazoa; Chordata; Mammalia; Rodentia; Cricetidae
Product: ankyrin repeat domain-containing protein 26-like
Exons: 34
Coding region: 187-5292 (1701 amino acids)
Molecular function (GO): protein binding
Source: RefSeq, a predicted model, not a curated record
GGCGCGGGUUGCUAGUUUGCUGCUUUGCUUGGCGAUUAUCGUGCUUUAAAACCCUGCCGAGCCAUGACUUUCCUGCUGGGACUCCUUGAAACUUGGCUGGCUUUUCAGUAGACGCUAGGGCUGCGUUGUGGAGGCAGCCGAAGUCCCGCGCGGAGAAGGUGCCUGUGAGGGGCGUACCCCUUUGCCAUGAAGAAGAUUUUUGGCUUCAGAAGUAAGGGCCCGUCGCCGUUGGGCCCCCCUGCUCGCCCGCGGAACAACUCCGUGGGCUUUGGGCGUGAGAGUGCUCGUGGCGCCCACAUGCCCAGGUACCACAUUCACGACAAGGAUAUGGGCAAGAUCCACAAGGCUGCAAGCGUGGGUGAUGUAGCCAAAGUACAGCAUAUCCUUAUCCUUGGGAAAAGUGGCGUGAACGAUAGAGACAAGAAGGACAGAACGGCGCUACAUCUUGCCUGUGCUUACGGCCAUCCAGAAGUGGUGACUCUCUUAGUAGAGAGGAAAUGUGAGAUUGACGCCUGUGACGGCGAGAGCAGCACGGCGCUCAUUAAGGCCGUACAGUGCCAAGAAGAAGAAUGUGCCACUAUCCUGCUGGAGCACGGUGCCAAUCCGGAUGUGAUGGAUGGCAGCGGCAACACGGCCCUCCACUAUGCCGUCCUCAGCGAGAACACAUCCAUAGUAGCCAAACUGCUUGCACACGAUGCAAAUAUGGAAGCCAAAAACAAGGAUGACCUCACACCUCUGUUACUUGCUGUAAAGGAAAAUAAACAGCAUAUUGUGGAAUUUUUAGUAAAGAAAAAAACCAGUUGUCAUGCAGUUGAUCAGCUGGGAAGCAACAGACAAAUAUUUGAAUAUGAUGGGAAGAGACAAAAAAAUUCUGAAAAUAGCAAUCCAGUGGAUAAUGGUUCUGAAGAUGAAUCUUUAAGCAGGUCUUCUCACAUACCCGAUCCUGCUGAUUCCUGGCCUUCAUCAGAUGAGGAUGACUACAGUUUGGAUAACAAGAAUGUUCCCAAAAUUAACUUAACAGAACUAUGGGCAGCUGCUCAGCAGUCCAAGAAAAACCAAACCAAAUGUGGCGUUGAGAACCUAGGAAAUAGUACCCUGUUUGACAAUAGUAAUUCCAACAGUGAAGAUGAAGAUGCAGUUGAAAUUGGUCCUGGGACAUCAGCCAGAGUCCGGACCUCUUCUCUGUCCUGUCCUUCACCUGACCCAGUGGAAGGAGCAACUGAGCCUGCAAUUGGAAGAGAAGAAAAUGGUACUGAUAUUGUUGAAAGUGCUUCACACGAAAACAGUGCUGAUAUUGUUGAAAGGGCUUCACACAAGAACAGUGCUGAUAUUGUUGAAAGGGCUUCACGAGAACAACCAAACCAUAGCAAUUUGGCCUAUGCCAGUGGUUGGCACAAAAGUAAUAAAAGUGAAAUGAUGUCUGCAUUAGGAUUAGGAGAAGAUGAAGAUGAAGAGUCACCUUGGGAUUCUGAGAGUAUCUCUGACAGUGUUUCACUGAAAGGUGUAGGUCGUUUCUAUGGUGCUGCAGAUCAGACAGGAGAGACAAGAGUACACGGACAGGUAGAAGAUGUGACUUAUAUACCUUCUUGCAUGAGUGGAUCAAGAAACUUUAAGAUGGCUAAACUAGAGGAAUCAAGAAAUGUAGGCAUUCCAGUAGCCCACAAGGAGACCCUCAGGAAGUAUCCAGUCAUAGAGCCUACCAUCAAAAAGCCGGAUCCUGUUCUGAACAAAACAGCAGGAAUGAAGGAUGUACAAAUGCUCAAAUCAGAACCAGACUUAGAAGAGCAGAAAAGGCCCAGUGGCGGUGAAGGCGGCCAGCGGAAGGCUGAAGAAAAAAAAAAGUACAAAGAUAACGAAGCAAAAUUAUCAGGAAAUGUAUACAGCGGUGCUGCUGACAGUGUUGAGAAUGGAGUAAAUCAGCAGAGUGGAAAAACUGAUGAGCAACAGCUUUCUGUGAAGGGAAAUAAAGAACAUGAGAGAGGUCCUCCCUUGCUUAUGAAGGAAAUGAAGAAAAAGGAAAAUGAAAAGUGGGUAUCCAGAGAAUCUGUCACGAUGCCAGUGACUGAGAAGGCUGGCUCACCACCCGGUGGCUCACUACACCUGCAGGAUGGCUCCAGUCUAAGUGACACAGACCAAAGUGAGACGAGGCCCACAAAGAAAACAUCUAUUAAAAAUAACAAGAUCAGAAACCAAGUAGCUGCUAUGGACGACCUCGAUGACUUAAACGAGUCAUCUGAAACAGCCUCCGAGGACUACCAGCUCCAGUGCCCUGAUUAUGAGAGCGUUUUGUGUGAACUCGAGCAUCUCAGGGUGGAGUGUAGAGAUAUUGUUGGUCUUCUGAAAAUCCGGGACGCAGUUUAUUCCUAUAAAAGAUUAAUAGAAUUUAAAAGAAGCCAUUGUGAACUACUUACAGGAAAACUUAAAAGAAUGGAAAAUAAGUUUAAGGAAUUGCAGAAGGAAGUAUCAGAAACUAAAGAAGUAAGAUCACUGCUGGAGCAUGAAAAGGCGGAGUGGGCACAGGAGCUCUCCAGUCUGAGAUUUGCACUGAAACAAGAGGAAGAGAAGCGGAGAAGUGCAGAUCUGCUUUCUGAGAAAACUAUGGAGCAGCUUAGGAGAAAAGAGGAGCAGUAUCAGAGCGAGGUUGAAGGGAAGCAGCAGCUUGAAGUCUCUCUCAGAACACUGGAUAUGGAGCUGAAGACAGUAAGAAGUCAUUUGAACCAGGUUCUAGAGGAGCGGAAUGAGAUUCAGAGGCAGCUUUCCCAAGAACAGAAUGCCAGGAUGUUACAAGAUGGGAUUCUUGCAAAUCACCUUUGCAAGCAAAAGGAGAUCGAAAUGGCGCAGAAGAGAAUGACUUCUGAGGUUUCUGUCAGUCAUGAAAAAGAAAAAGAUCUGUUGCAUAAGAACCAGAGGUUGCAGGAUGAAAUUGCCAUGCUAAGACUGGAGAUGGACACAGUAAAAAGCCAUAACCAGGAAAAGGAAAAGAAGUAUCUUGAGGAUAUUAAGACUGCAAAUGAAAAGAGUGAUAAGCUUCAAAGAACGAUAAAGCUGAAUGAAGAAACAUUCACAAAAACAAUAUUCCAGUAUAACGGGCAACUUAAUAAUCUUACGGCUGAGAAUACAAUGCUGAGUUCUAAGCUGGAGAGUGAAAAACAAAAUAAAGAAAGACUGGAAACGGACGUCGAAUCAUUCCGCUCUAGACUGGCUUCUGCCAUGCACGACCACGCUGAAAUUCAGGCCUCAAAAAGAGACCUAGAAGUUGCUUUCCAGAGGGCAAGAGAUGAGUGGCUUCGUUUGCAAGACAAGAUGAACUUUGAUCUGUCUAACCUCAGAGAUAACAAUGAGAUUCUCUCCCAACAGCUUUCUAAAACUGAGAAAAAACUGAAUAGCCUAGAAAUUGAGUUUCAUCAUACAAAAGAUGCGCUUAGAGAAAAGACUUUGGCUUUGAAGCAUGUACAAAGAGACCUCAACCAGACACAGUGCCAGAUGAAGGAGGUUGAGCAUCUGUAUCAAGAUGAGCAAGGGAAGGUGAACAAAUACAUGGGAAAGCAAGAAUCCAUAGAGGAGCGGCUGUCUCAGCUGCAGAGCGAGAACAUGCUGCUCCGACAGCAGCUGGACGAUGCUUCCAACAAAGCCGACAGCAAAGACAAGACCAUAGUUAAUAUCCAAGACCAGUUCCAUGAUAUGCUAGGCAGACUCCAAGCGGAGGGCCAGAAGCACAGGCUGAUGCUGGAAGACAGAAACAAGGAGUUAGUCAGCGAGUGCAGUCACUUCAAAGAGAGACUGUGCCAGUAUGAAAAUGAGAAAGCGGAAAGGGAAGUGGUGGUGAGGCAGCUCCAGCAGGAACUGGCUGAUACCCUCAAAAAGCAGUCGAUGUCAGAGGCUUCCCUCGAGGUCUCCUCACGCUACCGCAGUAAUUUAGAAGACGAGGCACGAGAUUUAAAGAAGAAAUUAGGUCAGCUCAGAAGUCAGUUGCAAGAAGCACAGGAUCAACACAGAGAGGCUGUACAGCAUGCUGAGAAGAUGCAAGACCACCUACAAAAGCUUGAACUUGAAAACUCCAACUUUAAAAUUACAAUAAAAAACCAGUCAGAGAAAAUUGAGCAACUUCAGGAAAACCUGUCAAGUGUGAAUUUGUCUGAAGAGGACAAAGAAAAACUGAAGAAACUUGCUGAGGUGAAGGAAUCUCUGGAGUGUACUUUGGAGCAGGAACAGAAGAGAAACUAUGCAUUAGAGGAAGAACUGAGAGAAUUUAAGGAACUCUUAAAAAAGACUAAAAGAGAAUUAAGUGAACAUGAAAACAGAGAACUUAAUCUCCAUCAAGAUAUAAAAAACAGUCAAUUUGAAGUGGAUAUCCCAGUUAAUAUGCUAAUAAAAAAGAUUGAUGAUCUUACAUCAAAACUGGAAACCGCAUCUUCAAAAUGUCUACAUCUGGGUAAAAAAAAUCAGGUUCUUCAGCAGGAGUUACUAUUGAUGAAAACUAUACAGAAGAAGUGUCUGAAACUAGAGAAGAACAAAAGGAAAUUGGAGCAAGAAGUAGAAAGCCUCAGAAGUCAUAUGGAGAAGAACAUGGUGGAGCGCAGUCAGGUGCAGCAGUAUAGGCGGGAGGUCGAAGAGCAAGCGAGGCAGGACUUGGUGGAAAAGUUAAAACAGGUCAACCUCUUCUUGCAGGCACAGGCAGCAUCUCAGGAAAACCUGGAGCAGUUGAGAGAGAGCAGUAACGCUUCAGUGCGGAGUCAGAUGGAGCUCCGCAUUAAAGACCUAGAAUCCCAGCUCUCCAGGAUGAAAAGUCAGGAAGACUUCGAUAAAAUAGAACUAGAAAAAUACAAGCAGCUCUACCAAGAAGAACUCCGAGUUAGAAAAUCGUUGUCAAGUAAACUGAACAAGACUAAUGAGAGGCUGGAGGAGACCAGCACUAAACUGCUCCUGGAGGAACAGCAGAGCAGAUCACUGCUGAGCUCUCUUAGUACAAGGCCUGUUGUAGAGUGUCCUUGCGUUGGAGGUCUUCAUAAUAGUUUGGUAUUCAACAGAACUCUUAUUCCAAGAGAAAACAUAGUGAUUCCUACCUCAAGCCUACAGCCAUCAAAUAAAAGAAUGGAAAUCUACCUGACCAAGAUGCACCAGGAGUUGGAAAAAAGUAUAAAUAGAGAACUUAAAGAAGCUGCUGCCGAGCUUGAAUCUGAGUUCUGCAGAGUUUCUCCCCUGGGAUCUGCUACUAAACCAGGUCAAGAUCUACUCUCAGAAGCAUCGCAAGAAUAUAUAGACAUUUUAAAGAAAAAAUACACAAUCUGCUGAAUUUUAAAAAAAGAAGAAAGAAAAGGUAUGGCAAUAGAAGUGGGACUGUUUGAAAGAAGGACCAGAGGAAGAGAGGACCAGAGAAGAUAAAGGGGCAUGCACUGUGUGUAUCUCAAAUGUGAAGUGGGUGUGAGGGCACACAGCUUCAACCCCAGCACUUGAGAAGCAGAGGAAGAGAGGACCGGAGAAGAUAAAGGGGCAUGCACUGUGUGUGUGUUAAUGUGAAGUGGGUGUGAGGGCACACAGCUUCAACCCCAGCACUUGAGAAGCAGAGGCAGGCAGGUCUCCCGAGUUCAAGAGCCACCAGGGCUACAAGUCUCACACAGAGAAAGAAAGUCGUAAUGAAACCUACAAUUUUGUACAAAUAAUAUAUAUUAUUACAUAUGGUCUAAAAUAUAAUAUAUUUAUUAGACUUUAUAUAUUUUAAUUGUCCUAUUAAAUGUAUGACUUAAAAACAGAAGUGAAGAAAACUUUUUUGUCAUGUGUAUUAGAAAAUUAAUAUGUUUACAUGGGGUUUUUUGGUGGUUUAAGCCGAUUUUGCAAGUAUUAUUAAACCAGUAUUACCAAGUUUUACAUACAAAAACACCUAAAAGCCUGUUUCUCAUUAAGUACUUUGGUGGGAUGAAAUACCGUCUUUGUGUUGAUACUUUUCUGGUUUUACCACUUCGGUCUGCCGCUGCUGUCACCAUUGUUAACGUUUUAAUGUCUUACAGCCGCGGUAUCACCGUCAAACCUGGCUUCAAUUUUAAGCCCUGAUUUGUAGUUCUUGAUCCUUCCCUCCUGUUCUGUUCGUUCAUUGCUUGCUCGUCUUUGAUGGUCUCCUAAGCAGUCUUAAAAUUAGGCAAAAGUUCAAAGAAUUGUGCCCACCCCACUCGACCGUUUGAAAGAGCCUUGACUAUUUUAGUAUUUUUGUAAUUAACAGCACCUGAAUAACUGUGGUGUCACUUUUGUAAUGAGCCUGCUGACACUAAUACACCUGCCAUUUAAUACACCUCAGAUUCUUUUCCAGUUUGACGUCUUGACUACAGUGUCCUUUAACAAAAACUGCUAGCACCCUUCAGACUCCUGGAUUCCAGUUACUCACAUUUCCUAGACUCCUUCAGUCUGGAACAUUGCCCAGUCUUUCCUUGCUUUUCAUGACCGUAAAUCUUCAUGGCAGAAUUCAUGUAAUGCCCUUGAAUUGAAUUUUCUGUUUCAUUAUGAUUAAGUCAUGCAUUUCUUGGCAAGAGUAUUACAGAUGAAGUUUUUCUCAUUUUAUCCUAUUAUGUCAUCUCUAAUUUAGACUUUCCCUAUAAUUAUGAUGUUGAUUUUGAUCACUAAAGCAAUUAUCUGCUGUGUUUUUCCCUAUAUUUACUUUUGUAAUAAUUGUUUUGUGGGGAGGUAAUUUGUGACUAUAAAUAUCUGUUUCUCAUCAAACUUAAAAUAUAUUCAGUUACUAGUAUCCAUGUGGAUUAAUGGUUCUUCAUUUUACUUAAUGAGUUAUAAAUGGUUGAUAACAUUUUUAAUUAUUUUUAUAUUUUGAUAAAUAAAAAUUUUGAGAAUUUC